Lecanosticta acicola is the source of this 4260-nucleotide messenger RNA. NCBI's taxonomy places the organism in Eukaryota, Fungi, Ascomycota, Dothideomycetes, Mycosphaerellales, Mycosphaerellaceae. The record is from the annotation of a GenBank genome assembly.
AUGGCCAUCGAGGAGGAGAAGGAGGAGGAGGAGGAGGCGAAGCCAUGCACGAUUGUGCUCCACGACGACCGCGUUACCAGAGUCGACAUUCUGGCCGGCAACCGAGUUCUACAUGUGGGCGAGUUUGCUUGGCUCACGGCUCCGGGGGCGAGGAAGCUGUGCAUCGCCCCCGCUGGCCUCGCCAUCAACUCGACCGAAGUUUCAAUCCACAUCAGCCUUGCAGCGCGUUUCGGCUUCGAGAAUCGUACCCAAGGCAGAAUCCAAAUCAUCGAAGAUGUGGAUUCCGCCACUGCCACCCACGUGGAGCUCUUUUUCCGUGAUCAGUUAUUGUCUAGAGCUGACAUGUGGCAGCUCAUGGGAUGUGUGCAGGACACGGUCAUAUACCAGGGACAGAUCUUAAAUUACCUGGACACCGAAUGUGCAGAGGUGAAGCAGGUCUAUAUCGCCGGAAGGGAGGUAGAGUCAGCCAUCUCCAUCCAUCCUCACACGAAGCCCAUAUUCCGGAGCGGCUGCGCCCGGUACGCAAUACUGGUUGAAAUAUCCCAAGAAAUGCUCGAAAAUUGGACCAACGGCGAGCUCAUGUAUGAGAGGCUGGUGGAUGGCUUCCUCCCCGAGCUAUUUCAGAGGUGGGAAUCGCUCAAAGUCAAGCACCAGGUCUCUAUCAUCUGCUUCGGCCGCAUACGUACAGCUGCCCCCCAGGGAAAGCGGGAUAGCCAAGGUGAACACCCAGGCGAAGACUUUUUCCACGUGCUCAAAUCUGAAGGCGCCAGCUCUUCAUGGCAACAUAUCGUCCGAAAGGUGAAGAAAGCUCUCAAUGACUAUCACCUCCCGCGCAACGUAUCACUCGCGGCGGAGAGCAAUAUUCUGGAGGCUAUUCAUCUGACUGCGUUAGAUUAUGCAGAUGAUCAAACGGACGCCUAUCUGAUGAGCACUGGUACUUCGAUCAUCGCGGUGACCGCCGGAGCGGGAUUGUUUGAAGCAGAUCACACUCUGCUGAAACAGACAACAGAUCUACUAGUAGGCAACAGCAUCGGUGUCGAUAUCGUUGCCUUGGCAUCAAAGCCUCUCCAUCCUGUGCCUCUGUUCAAGUAUGAGCAUGCUGGAAUCACAGAAUACGCCCUACCGCACUGGGUCGACAUCUCUUUCUGGAAGCAACCGCAUGACGUACAAGCUUCCACAUGGGCUUUGUGUGAGCCAAAUGGACCCGUCAACGAUAUCUCCUUACCCGUCCUGCGAGAGAGCAAUUGGGGUGAGGUGGACGGCCCUACUAUGGAUUAUCAUGAUAACGAAGUCUUCGAAGACAAGACUGGCAAAGCGAGCGAAGCGCUUCAGAUGGUGAACGGCCUCUCAAACUCAGAUCCAACCGGCUCGGUUGAGACCAUGAAAGGUGUCCCAAUAGCUGUUCCGAUGUCGAGACAGUCGCCCAAAAAGCACAGAGAGCCGUCGCCACCACCGCCUCCAGAGAGCCCGACGUCGAGCAUCACGAGCCCCGUGAAAGAGACUGUAAAUCGGCCGGAACGCCAGCGACCCAAACCCCACCCGCUGAUGCAGAUCGGCCGCAAGAUUAGCGUAGGGCCAAAAGGACUUGCCCCUAGUAGAGGAGUCGCAAGUACGACUGUUUCUGUAACCUAUGCGCAGCAGAACAAGGACGUCGGUCCGGGUUCGUUCAUGCCUUCAGAUACGUCCAGUGGUCUGGCCAGAGCCAUCAGGGCAUCUCUCGCGAAGAAGCCCUCACAGCAAAGCUUAGCUUCCCGAGUGAGCAAUCCUGAUGAGUUCCACUCUCAGCCCAUCGCAAUCAAUGCUGGAAAUGAAAACAGUCGACCGGAGAUUCGAGAUCCGGCAAGCGAUGUUGAGCAGAAAAUCGCAGACACAAUGGUUGGCACUGUGCUUGAGAACGACACUUCGCUAUCUGCAACACCAAAGGCCGGCCAUCUCUUUGCGCGUAAAGGCUCGCUCAACGAUACCUUGGACAUGCUCUCUCCAUGGGUCAUGCUACUCAAUCCAUGUAACCCCCGACGGGACAACAUGAAAGUGGCAAGUCAGUAUCGCAAGUGGCAGCACGUCUUUCCCAGAGCUGUUAGUCGUGGCUCCUUCAAGUGGAGUUCCAUGUGCAUGCCUGCUGCACUACCGCUGACAGCCGAGUACAAGCCGUCUGCGUCUGAAUUAGAGACACAUUACGUCAAGAAAGUGCGUCGACACGUACUCUCCAACUCCUCAAGUCUCAAAGACGAGGCUGCUCGUAUUUUGGUGGAAAGGCUCAUCGACGUGCGCUUGAUACGAGGGUGGCAGAUUGUGACCAUCCGAAACAGCGGGAGCGACCAGACCUACCAAACGCAGAACAAGCCAACGCUCAUGUCUCUUGGACGACACUAUCACGAAGUGCAGCGCCUUUCCGAUUUCGAAGUUCAAAUCGUUCAAUACCAGCCCAAGGCUGGUAUCGGAAGCGUCGGGCAGGCGAUGCAGCACUAUCUGACCUCGUAUGAGCCCAAGCUGCGGACUGUUACAGGUAUGAAUGCCAAACCGGAGAUCACGUACCAUCAAGAGGCAGACAUUUCAGACUGGAGUCCGCUCGACGAGUACAUCCUCGGCCUGGGUGCGAUGCCCGAUCUCAACGUCGCUUUCAAGGUUCGAUUCGUGCUCAUCCCCAUUGAUAUGAACAAGUCCAAUAAUUCCCGUUUGGGAGGUCUGUCGGAUGAAGAGAGACGUAUUGAGGGUAUUCAAAGACUUACGCAGACUUGGCAACGGCAACGCUACUACUCCACCGAAGAUCAGCAGCAUCAAGUUUCGCUUACGAAAGCAAAGAAUGCCUCCACUACUGAACGAGACCCUAAUCCAUUGGCCAUCGACUAUCAGACCAAGGACGCUAGCAUCGUCAUUAAUGCCCAUGGCCCAUUGUUGGCAACGCCUCUAGAGGAUGGCGAGCUCAGUACUCCUCUUUUUAUGGAGGCCGAGAAGCACCACAGCAGCAACUUCGAUAGCGCCAAGCUCGUCAAGCAGAUGCAAGAGCUUCCUCCAUAUGGCGUUGAGAUGCGAGAUCGUAGAUGGCUGACCCUCACUCAUCUGAAAUGCUUUCGAGGAGACGAGAUGACUACUUGGCUGCUGAGUGUCUUCAAAGAUCUUGAAUACCGUGAAGAUGCAGUCGCUAUUGGGAACGAGCUGAUGUCGCGUGGUAUCUUCACCCAUGUGCGACAGAAGCACAAAUUCCGUGACGGGCACUAUUUCUACCAGAUUUCUAGCGCUCAUCGAACUACAGACUAUCCUGACACCCAAGGCUUCUUCAGCAAAGCACCUUGGAAAUCUGUUCCGGCCACUCCCGUCGCAGAGUCCAUGAAGUCGCCUGCUUUAAGACCAGUCAGCGGCGACUCCAGCUCUUCAUCCAGCCACGGCACACCUAUCACAGGCCCGGCGGAUACGAAACAAAUCCUUCUGAGCCAGAUGAUGCUGUACAACGUGGAUCCACAAAGGAAAUCCGACCAUUUACAAGUCGUGAAACUCCAUUACGACCGCAUCCACAACCCGGAAAAUUGUUACCACAUACAGCUUGAAUGGCUCGUAACUUCCACCAAACUCGUCCGCGAUGCCAUCUCCCGCUGGACCGGCGUCGUAGACGGCUACGGUCUCAAACUCGUCCAGGUUCCUUUAGAAGAAGCUUCCAAAUUCCGAGAACACCACCCUUUCGAUCAGCCUCAACCGAUCAAGCUUGCCCUUCGCCCACCAGACAAGAACGUCCUCCAAACUCCUGUCAUCGAACCCCAUAAUGCCUCCCAGCGCCAAGUCGAAGACCGUCUAGCAUACUACAAAGCUCUGCUGCGCAAAUUGGGCUUCGCAAUGGACAACGAAGCAGCUUCCUCUUUCAAACCCGAUCUAAACGUAACUUACUCUUACGGCCCGCCAACAUACACCUACACACAGUUCGUCCACAAUUCCGGUCUCGUUCUCGCUCAGAUCACGGACCAGAGUGAUUCGAGCGAUUUCCUCUUACUUCCGAAUCGUCUUGCUUCGAGUAGGAUUUCGAGUUCUUCGAAGAAUACGGAAGGGGAUUUGGUUGAGAGCAUUAUCAAGGAUUUCAAGGCUUUUUGUAGGGAUGAGGUUCAAUUGAAAAAGUUUUAUACGCUGCUCGAGAGGCCUAGGGGGAGGACGCCGAGGAGUAGUCCCUUCUUCAGUCCCAAUAGUCAGGGUCAUCUGGCGGCGGAUGUUGAUGUUCCGCCUAUGCAGUUGCCACAACAUUUGUUGCAUCGGACUGGACAGCGUUGGGGAUAA